Calypte anna (Anna's hummingbird) is the source of this 2096-nucleotide messenger RNA. It is a transcript of the gene MISO1, whose product is annotated as chromosome 9 C3orf33 homolog. Lineage: Eukaryota; Metazoa; Chordata; Aves; Apodiformes; Trochilidae. The coding region runs from base 83 to 805 and encodes 240 amino acids. The transcript has 5 exons. The record is from RefSeq and is a predicted model, not a curated record.
CCAUUCCCUCCUCGGUUCUCCUCCCGUCCCCGCCCCGGUUCUGCCUGUCGCGGAGGCGGCUGCGGGCCGGGCGGUCUCGGCCAUGCCGGAGCGGGGUAGCGGUGCGGCCGGGGCCGUGUCCCGCCUCUCCGAGUGGGUGGACGAACACCUCGGCCUCCUGCGGAGCCUCAGCGCCGGGAUGGCGGUGGCGGGGCUGCUGGUGCUGGCCCGCAGUGUCCGCAUGACAACCAAGUUUACGAGGGCUUUGGAUAUACCUGUGGAGUUUGUAGAAAAGAAUGUGAAGCUGCGGGGGAGGUUACAUCACAUCACUGAGAAAGGCCUGGAAGUGGAGCACAUCCCCAUCAGCAUUCCUUUCUUUGCAUCCAUACAGAGAAAAUGGCAAUCCAAAGGACUUCUGCUGGUGCGACUUGCUGGAGUGGAGUUGGCUCCUGGUGGCUUGGCCUGGUUACAGCAAGAGCUAAAACCCAACCAAAUGAUCUGGUUCCAACUUCUGGGAAGGGAGGAGUUGGCACUCGAGUGCCUUGUUUUAGUAAAAAAGGGACUGUUUUUCAGCGUGUGCUUAAACGAGCAGAUCUUGAGGCAAGGGCUUGGCAGAGCAGCACGUAUUGAGGGACUGCAUCACCAUUCCCAGCUGUACUGGCAGCUCCACAAAAGGAUGCUGCAAGCAGAGUUCAAGGCCUUGAAAAAAAACAAAGGAAUAUGGAAAGAAGCAAACUACCCUGGAAGAGUUAGAGAUCGGAUAAGCAACAACAGAUUUGUACAGACACUGAAACAGUUUGUGAGCUGGCUGAGAAGCUCUGUUUAAAGGGGGACUUGCCUGGAGGAAUGCCAGGUAUCUGUCAGGUGCUUUAUGUGCAGUUGAAGUCUGAUAAAAACCAGUGCCCAUCAUUGUGGGGAUCCCUGCCUUGAACAGACAGUCCAUAGUUACCUAAUGCCACGGGGAAACCCUUAAGGGACCAAAAUUCAGUAGUAAUAUGCAGGCCACAAAUUAAAAUGUCCUCAAGCUGCACUUCUCCAUCAGUGUCUUAAAGGAGUUGUCAGGUUUCUACCUGCACAGCUGUGCAAGCAGCCAACACUCCUGUUUUUAAGAGGGGCAGAGUGUUGGUUCAUAGUGUACAGCCUCUGCUUCUCCCUGACACAUCAGUAUGAGGCAGCCCCCAGUGUCAGAAAACUCCAUUUCACACCUUUACAAAGUGUCUGGGCGUGUGUUUGCACAUGCAUUUUGUUUGACUUCUGUUCUUAUGCUGCUCUUGUGUAUAUUUUAUGUUUUAAAAAUCUUUCAUCUUGAGUAAUGGGUUGCAUUGCUACAGAGAUAAAAGGUAAUUUGUUAUGGCUGAUCUUAAAGCUGAUAAAGUCAUAACUGGGGAAAAAAAAAUCCCUUGUAUCAAAGAAUGAGGCUGUCAGUAAUCCACAUUUUAUAAGACAACAUUCCCUUCAAGAUAAACUGCUGUUUUUUCUGAUAGUUCUGUAAAUAUCUAAGGUUUGAUUACAAUGCAACUUAAACAUGAGAUUUGAAAAGGCAGGCCAUACUGUGCUAAGAACUUAAAUCCUUGUUUUCUUUUUGAGAAACCUUAAGUGUAUGACUAUUAUUUUGUGAAUAUUCUCAGACUAAAGCUUUAAUUUCUUAUGUUCAUUGUUACAUGUUUUCUGUACCAAGCACUUGACCUUUGUUUAACCUUCACAGUUCCCAACACUUCUUUAAAUGUGUUUUACAGAUUUUCUUUCUUUCUGUGUGAUUCCUUGCCAAAGAAAUACUACGGAGAAGAGUGUGGUACAAAAAAAAAUCUUUAAAACCAAGCAUUGCUUGUCUGACCAUGAGUUGCUACAUCAUCACUUUCUCUGCUGACUUGAGGGCAAAAUUAUGAAUCCUGAGGCUCAUAGAAAACUGGAUUCUGCACUUCUGGUUGCUAAAGGAAGUCAUGGGAGGAUUUAUCACAAAAAUCCACUGUAAAAUUGAGAAAAAUCUCAGGAAAUGGCGUGCUACGUUUCUAGCAAGUAGAGGUGAGGUAUAGGCAAGUGUGAACCAAAUCUGCUCACUCACAAUCUAAAUCCCUUUUUACCCUUGAAGUUCAGAAAAGCCACAGAGAUUUUCCUGA